CUUAAUUAGCUCCGGUAGGCUAUAUGCGCCCUUAGUCUAUAUGCGUCCUGAUAUGUACCCGCCCUGAUCUACGCGCUCGGAUCUGUACCUAAUACGCGCCCUCUGUAUGCGCACUAGUUUGUUAUGCGCCCUCCUGGGUAUGCGCCUGUGCCGCAAUAAGGCAAUCAGAGCUGAGCACCGAGGGCAUGAGGAAACAGCACCCGAGCAGGCAUCCUCGUAUUGGCUUAUCGGCAUGAUGCCCAGAAGCUUCAGUGCUAAAAAAGGAUUUCCCACCGAUCUAGAUGAUACUCGAUGUUUCAGCCUUGUCGGCUUAUCACACUGGAAAACUGGAUCACCCUAGAAAACAGUAUACAAACCUGGGCUUUAGCGCAUUCGCUGUUACAUCUGAUUGCUUUAAUAUGCAGACCCCAACUUCACUGCCCCAUCA
Molecule: messenger RNA, 427 nt
Organism: Pseudovirgaria hyperparasitica
Lineage: Eukaryota; Fungi; Ascomycota; Dothideomycetes; Acrospermales; Acrospermaceae
Exons: 1
Coding region: 107-340 (77 amino acids)
Source: RefSeq, a predicted model, not a curated record